Messenger RNA from Mercenaria mercenaria, 2196 nucleotides. RefSeq names its product dehydrogenase/reductase SDR family member 4-like. The coding region runs from base 649 to 1311 and encodes 220 amino acids. Gene Ontology annotation, molecular function: carbonyl reductase (NADPH) activity. The record is from RefSeq and is a predicted model, not a curated record. The transcript has 8 exons. NCBI's taxonomy places the organism in Eukaryota, Metazoa, Mollusca, Bivalvia, Venerida, Veneridae.
UGUGUGGUUGGUUGUACAAUUUCAAGAUUUAAACAAUAAUUAAGAUUUUGGAAAAUAUUCAUUGAAAAGAAGUUAAAUAAUUAUUUUGAUAAAUAUCUAACAGAAUGUUAUAAAAAUACGAAAAAAGAUAAUAAAGAAAUAAACAAACAGAAAGUUAUACCAUUGUUAAGUUGCCGCUAGUACUGACACCACCGCCCCCAGUUUCCGCUAGAUAAGUCUGCAGCAGUUUUUAUGGUGAACUCGAGAAAGUGCUUUUAUUAUUUGAAUCUUCUGCUCUCCUUAAUGUAAGUUUGUACUUCUUUGAACAGUAUUUCAUUCUGAGAUUCUGUUAAAGUAUCAAUGCAGUAUUAGAGUUUCUUUGGGUUAAGAGAAUGAAAGGCUCUAGUAUUUAAUGAAUAAUGUCCGCCACUGAAGUGUAUAUCCUUCGCAAGUAAAAAAAUAAUGCUCAGCAUUUUCAUUCUCAGCACCACAUUCACAGGACGGGCUCAGUAUACAGUUAUACAGAUCAGAAUUUAGAUUGAUGCAGGUAUUUCUUAUACGGGCAUGAUGAACGGCUGAGAAGCUUUCGCUUUUAGUGAAAAAAGAUGGAACUACUGGUGAAUUGGGCUAUCAAUAGCGGAGCGACUUGCUGAAGAUGGCGCUAAAGUCAUGAUAAGCAGCCGAAAACAACAGAAUGUUGACAAAGCCUUACAAACAUUGAAAAACAAAGGACUAACUGUGUCAGGGGUAGUAUGUCACGUGGCAAAGAAGGAACACAGGCAGAAAUUGAUUGAACAGACGGUGAAUGAGUAUGGAGGGAUCGAUCUCCUUGUAUCAAACGCAGCCGUGAAUCCCAUAUUUGGUCCUAUGCUAAAUUCGACUGAAGACGCAUGGGACAAAAUAUUUGAAGUUAAUGUGAAAUCAACAUUUUUCCUUAUCAAAGAAAUUGUGCCAUACAUGGAAAAACGAGGGGGCGGGUCAAUGGUCAUUGUUUCGUCGGCUUCAGGCUAUAUACCGAUAGUAGGAUCUAAGUUUACGGGCGCUUACUCUACCAGUAAAACUGCACUGUUCGGAAUGGCGAAGGCUGUAGCCCGUCAACUAGCCCGGAUGAACAUACGUGUAAACUGUAUAGCUCCAGGGCUUAUCAAAACCAAGUUCAGCGAAAUUUUGGCGGAACAUGAAGGCGAAGAGAUAAUAAAAGUGAUGCCUCUGAAAAGGUUUGGGGAGCCAUCCGAAUGUGCGGGAAUUGUUUCUUUCCUUCUAUCAGCAGAUGCCUCGUACAUCACUGGUGAAACAGUUGGUGUUACGGGAGGAAUUUCCUCAAGAUUGUGAACGAAAAACAACAAUGAAGGCUGGCAAGAGAUAGCAUAUAAAUAUAUGACAGGAAAUAUUUUAUGUUCAAUAUUGGGCGCCAGUAAUUCAGUGUAUACAAUAGCUGAAAUUAUCAAUUAGGUUCUUCGACUAGAAAUGAGCAUCUCGAAUUUACUCGGGCAAAAUGAAUUAUUCAACUUAAAAUAUUAAUGUGGAAUUAUAUUAACUAAUAGUUGAGUAAAAUAUAUGAAUUAACUAUGUUUAGCUACUAUGGUUGUAUGUAUAUAUUUAUCUGACAGCAAAUAAUUUGCAUUUUUUCUUUUUCACACUAUAUUCCUUCAAUGUGCUCAUUUUAUCUUAGCUCCUUGAGGCUGAUCACUUUUUCGUGUCUUUUAAACAGUUAAAUGAAAUUAACAUCACUAAUAAGUCGUUUUUCAAAGUGAUAUUCCUAUUUUGUCUUGUUUUGGUUUUCUUUUUUCGUCAUUUGUAUUAUUGUUAAUAUCUCUUUUUUUCUAGAUGUUCUGUUAAUCCUAACAAUCAUGGCACACUCAUGUAUGACUCAAUGACAUUUAUCAUGUAUAUAACUGUUUGUGUCCACAAGAUGUUUUUGUAAAGGUAUUGCACCAGUUUUCCAGCCUAAGGUUACCCGUUUUAUUUGAAAUGAAGACCUCAAUAUUAUUUUUACGCACACAGUCACACAGGCCAACAUGCAAUAAAUAUGUACAAGAUAUUUUGUUAUAGCAUCACUUUUAUGUGCAUGACAGUAAUUUCUACUGUGACGCUGAAGUGUCCUUAUAUGUUAAAUAUCGAUAUAGUAAUGCUGCUCUUCGACAUAUCAUCAUUAUCAGGUGCAUACCACAGAUCUUUUUUUUUUUUCAUCAUUCUUUUGCAAAGAAAACUUCAGUU